Molecule: messenger RNA, 1217 nt
Organism: Pelobates fuscus (common spadefoot toad)
Lineage: Eukaryota; Metazoa; Chordata; Amphibia; Anura; Pelobatidae
Gene: P2RY10
Product: P2Y receptor family member 10
Exons: 2
Coding region: 124-1092 (322 amino acids)
Biological process (GO): phospholipase C-activating G protein-coupled receptor signaling pathway; positive regulation of Rho protein signal transduction
Cellular component (GO): plasma membrane
Molecular function (GO): G protein-coupled receptor activity
Source: RefSeq, a predicted model, not a curated record
AGUUCAUUUUCCACAGAACUGUUUAUAGUCAUUGUUGGCAUGCUGUGCGCUCUGGUGCAAAACAAUAAAAAGAGAAAAUCAGGACCCUUCACAUAAGGCAUUUUAAGGAACAAAUGAAACAAAAUGAAAAAUGAUUCAAAUUGUACCAAUGAUACUGGUUUCCAGUACACCCUGUACUCCACCACUUACAUUCUGGUUUUCAUUCCUGGACUCCUGGCCAACAGUGUGGCCCUUUGGGUUCUCUGCGGUUAUACUAAUAAGAAGAACAAAGCCAUUAUUUUUAUGAUAAAUCUGGCAGUGGCAGAUCUAGCUCAUGUUUUGUCACUGCCACUGAGGAUUUACUACUAUUUAAUUAAUGUCUGGCCAUUUACAAACUUCCUAUGCCUGUUUUGUUUCUAUCUUAAGUAUCUCAAUAUGUACGCCAGUAUUAUGUUUUUAAUGCUCAUUAGCAUCCAACGCUGCAUGUUCACCAUUAACCCUUUCAAAGCAAAGGACUGGAAGCGUAGAUAUGACAUUGCCAUAAGUUGUCUUGUAUGGGUGGUCAUCGGGGCUUCUUGUUUACCCUUUCCAAUCAUUAGAAGUUACGGGCUAAGUAACACAAGCGUGGCCUGUUUUGCUGACCUGGGAAUGAAUAACAAAAUGGCACAUGGUCCAGCACUGACUAUGAUCACAGCAGCAGAGUUAGGUGGAUUUGUUAUACCUGUGAUAAUUAUUACAUACUGUACUCUUAAAACCAGAUCUCAGCUUAAAAAUGACUCUCUGCAACUCCAAAAUGUUAGUGAAAAACGGAAAGCUCUCAGGAUGGUUUUAACGUGUGCUGCUGUAUUUUUCAUCUGUUUUGCCCCAUACCACAUCAAUUUCUUUUUUUAUAUGCUGGUGAAUUGGAGUAUCAUCAAAAACUGUUCUGUGCAAAAGGUCAUUCUGACAUUCCAUCCUUUCUCAUUGUGUCUCGCAAGCAUUAACUGUUGUUUAGAUCCAAUACUUUACUACUUCAGUGCUUCAGAGUUCAAAAAUGAAGUUGUCCGACACGGGUCCACGAUGAUACGUGUACGUCUAAUGAGUAGAGAGAGUGCCUCGUCUUUUAGGUCAUAGCAAAAAGCCAAAAAGUCAUUGGUUAUUAGAUGUUUUGGUUUGACUUUUUGACUUUAUGUUUUACAUUGUCAGUUAGGCCAAAAUAGAAAGUGUGUGUGUGUGUGUAGGUACCAUAAAAAUAAAAA